This is a messenger RNA of Schistocerca americana (American grasshopper), 784 nucleotides long. Its product is annotated as protein lethal(2)essential for life-like. The transcript has 3 exons. Gene Ontology annotation, molecular function: protein folding chaperone. Gene Ontology annotation, biological process: protein refolding; response to heat. NCBI's taxonomy places the organism in Eukaryota, Metazoa, Arthropoda, Insecta, Orthoptera, Acrididae. The coding region runs from base 77 to 595 and encodes 172 amino acids. The record is from RefSeq and is a predicted model, not a curated record.
UUUUUGCCCACUUAGAGCUCUGGUGGAGGAGCACUUGCCGAUAGCAGAUCGUGGAUCGGGAUUUUUUUCCGAUGAUAUGUUUAUUCCAAGAAGUAUUACUAUGCCUUUACGGUCGGGAUACCUGCGUUCGUGGCGUCAUCAGCCAAUUCGUCGAAGCGGAAAAUCACACAUAAGAAAGUGGAAAGGAGGAUUCGAGGUAAAUCUUGAUGUCCAGCAUUUCAAACCUGAUGAAGUAUCAGUGAAGAUUAGAGAUGAUUUUAUUGUAAUUGAGGGUAAUCAUGAGGAACGUCAAGACCAACAUGGUUUCAUAUCAAGACAGUUUACCCGUCGUUAUAAAUUGCCUGAAAAUACUGACAUAGAUGCUGUAACAUCAAAGUUAUCAUCAGAUGGUGUUCUCACCAUUAAAGCACCCAAAAAGGCACCCUUAAAAGACUCAACUGAGCGUGUAGUGCCUAUUGUCCAGACAAAUAAACCAGCUGUCACAAAAGCAGGACAUGAGAAUCCAGAUGAUAAGCAGGUCCAGACAAAUAAACCAACUGUCACAAAAGCAGGACAUGAGAAUCCAGAUGAUAAGCAGGAGAAAAUGGAAGCAUAAAUAAUUAACUUUAUGUGAAGUAUUACUCCGUUUGAAAGAUUCCAUUUUCUGGAAUAAAAAGACUGAUUGUACUUUCCAUUAUUUACCUUUUUAUUUAUUUCUUCUACUGCAACUGUAAGACUGGCUUCACCAGAUUUGAGUAAUGUACUUUUUUAAGAACAUUUUAUGAAUAAAGCACAGAUAAUUAAA